AGGCAUAUGUUUCUCCAAAGUUAGCUUCUUGAGAGGGAGGUGCAACAUGAAAUCUCGACCUUUUUUCGUUUUUUUUUCUCUAGGCAGAAAUAUGAAACCUGGUUCCAUUCUGCCAUGUUUGUUCCCGAGCUCCCAGUUCUUAACAUUGCACGUCUCCAUUUAGCUUUUUUAACCAAAAUGAUUUUGACACUUUUCACAGGAAACGUGUGUUUUUGUGAAUUAUCCACAUAUAUUCUAACACGUUGAAACAUUUUAGAUGUGUUAAUCAAAUACUCCACGAUUGUUUUAUCAUGCGAAUAUGACAGGAUGAUAUCGGAGAGUAAAAUCUCUGACCAAAUUAUUUUCUACGUUUUCAAAGGAUAAUAAAGUGCUGCAAGUUUUGGUAUGGUAUAUUCGCCUUCACCAACACGAUCUGUAUUGUUUGGAAACUGAGAGCAUCAGUUUUCUAUGGCGCAGCCUUGACCGUCUUUUUUGUCGGUUAUGCAUCUCUGCCUAGAUAAGUCAUUUCAAGACUUUGUGGAUGUGAGACAGCAUUGACUUAGUUCCAUUGAGGUUUUGGAGUAUUUUGCGUUUUUGGCGGGGGAAAGAUGGCGAGGUUUUGGAGAAAAGUGUCUCUUGCCCUACUUUUCCUUGGAUUUUUAAUGUUUACUUUAGCAUCUGUAAAUGCUGAACCAGAGCAAGAAGUAGAAGAAGAAGGGGAGGAAAGUACAUGUCAGGGGGCUUUUGACUUGUAUUUUGUGCUUGACAAAUCUGGCAGUGUCAAACACCACUGGAUAGAAAUCUACUCCUUUGUGGAGCAUCUAGCUGAAAAGUUUAUCAGCCCAAUGUUGAGAAUGUCCUUCAUUGUCUUCUCAUCCAGAGGAACCACUCUCAUGAAACUGACAGAAAACAGGGUGGAGAUAAGAAAAGGAUUGAAUGUGCUGAGAAAAGAGAUACCUGGUGGAGACACCUUUAUGCACCUGGGCUUGGAAAGGGCAAAUGAGCAGAUACAUCACGAAAACUUUGGGACAGCAAGUGUCAUCAUUGCCUUGACGGAUGGGGAGCUGAACGAACACCAACUCGUCACUGCACAACAGGAGGCAGAGAGAAGCCGGUCUCUAGGAGCUAUGGUGUACUGUGUUGGAGUAAAGGACUUUAACGAGACACAGCUGGCCACCAUAGCAGACACCAUUGAGCAUGUGUUUCCUGUGAUGGGCGGAUUCGUAGCCCUGCGAGGAGUGAUCGACUCGAUCAUCAAGAAGUCCUGUAUUGAGAUCCUAGCUGCAGAGCCCUCCAGUGUUUGUGCAGGAGAGAGCUUCCAGGUAGUGGUGAGAGGAAACGGUUUCCUUCACGCCAGGAACAUAGAGCAGGUGUUGUGCAGCUUUAGACUCAACGACACCCUCACCAUUAAUAAGAAGCCUGUGGAAAUCGAAGACACGUUCCUGCUGUGUACGGCUCCGGUUAUAGAUGAAGUUGGGCAGGUUGUUUAUCUACAAGUGAGCAUGAAUGAAGGCCUGUCGUUCAUCACUAGCUCUGUACACAUCACCACCACAGAGUGUUUUGAUGGCACCAUCCUUCUCAUCACCCUCCUGGUUCUGUUCCUGUUAAUGGCCGUGCUGUUCAUGUGGUGGUUCUGGCCCCUCUGCUGCACUGUGGUGAUCAAGGAGCCUCCUCCGCCACCCCCUCCAGAGCCAGAAUCAGACGAUGAAGAUGGCAUGCCCAAGAAGAAGUGGCCCACCGUGGAUGCAUCCUACUAUGGAGGAAGAGGAGUCGGAGGAAUCAAAAGAAUGGAGGUGCGCUGGGGAGGGAAGGGUUCAACAGAGGAGGGGGCUAAACUGGAGAUGCCCAAGAACGCUGUGGUGAAAAUGCCCGAGCAGGAGUUUGAGCCUUACGAGCCCAAGCCCAAGAAGGCCCACAACAGGAAGCCAGCCGCGGAUAGGAAGUGGUACACUCCCAUACAGGGUAAACUGGACGCCAUUUGGGCCCUGUUUCGCCGCGGUUACGACCAGGUCUCUCUCAUGAGGCCUCAGCCAGGAGAACAUGGUCGAUGCAUCAACUUCACCCGGGUGAAAGAUGAGGCAGCAGCAGCAGCCAAGGCCCCUCCUCGGGCCCAUAGUCCAUCUGCUCCAGACUACCGUCCCCUGAUCCGCCCCACUACACCGCCGCCAGCACAGAACAGCUCACCCCCGCGGGCACCGCCCAUCACCCAGCUACCCCCGGGGCCACCUCCCUCCCGCACCCCCCCAGGGCCCCCCUGCCCCCCUCCCUCGCGCCCCCCACCGUGCCCCAACAACAGACCAUGAAAGUGAUUUAGGGACCCCACUCCAAUAAAGCAAUAGUCCCCGCUGCCAAAGAUGCUCCCUCAACCAAAAAUAAACAUAGUAUUUAUUUGAGUUGGGGUGAAUUUAGCAGGAGAUGUAAUGGUUUGUUGCUGGGCAGCAAAAGAUUUAGUCAUAGGAGGAAAAAUACUACAAUGGAUGAAAUUUGUUUCUCAACUACUGAGUAUCCGAUGAUGGUAAGUGUCAAGGUGACAGUAGAGUAGACUGGGCCUUUGUGUGGCUUUAGUUAUCACUGAGUCGAUUUACUUUCAACCACAAGGAUUGGAUUUUUUCUAGUAUGACGAACCUGCUGUCAAACCAAUCUAGAUUAGCUUUUUGCAUCUCUCUUUUGUGAAUAUUUACAUAUAGCUUUUUAGAUCUCUCUUUUGUACAUUGAAAGAUUUCAUAAGGGCAAAUUGUUUAGGGGGUCACACAACAGGACUUUAUUAUGUUUUUUUCUCUGAUGUCCAAAUUAGUUAAACUCAGUUUUAGCCAGUGGUGGAAAAAGUACGGAAGUCAUACUUGAGUAAAAGUAAAGAUACCUUAAUAGAAAAGGACUCAAGUAAAAGUGAAAGUCACCCAGUAAAAUACUACUUGAGUAAAAGUCUAAAAGUAUUUGGUUUUAAAUAUACUUAAGUAUCAAAAGUAAAUGUUUUACUUUUGAUGAUUUUCUUGUUUUAUUAUUUUACGGCUAGCCAGGGGCACACUCCAACACUCAAACAUAAUUUACAAAAGAAGCAAUUGAGUUUAGUCAGCCCUCCAGAUCAGAGUAGGGGUGACCAGGGAUGGUCUCUUGAUAAGUGUGUGAAUUGGCCCAAUUUUUCUGUCCGGCUAAGCAUUCGAAAUGUAACUAGUACUUUUGGGUGACAGGGAAAUUGUAUGGAGUAAAAAAUACAUUAUUUUCAUAAGGAAUGUAGUGGAGUAAAAGUAAAAGUUGUCAAAAAUAUAAACAGUUUAAGUAAAGUACAGAUACCCCUAAAAAACGACUUCAGUAGUACUUUAAAGUAUUUUUACAUAAGGACUUUACACCACUGGUUUUAGCCCAUGUCCAUAUUCUCAUUGAGAAACCGAUUUUCAUUACUCCCAUUUGGUAGUGUUGCCGGAAGCCAUAAGCAUAUAAGCAUAAGUUGACACUGAGAUACUUUUGAUAUGGACUGAAAGCGUAAAAUGUGUAUAUCUUUUUGAUUAGUAAAUGGAAAAUCAUAGCGUAGGAGAUGUGUAUCGACAAAAUCUGGCAUUUUUAAACACUUUGUCGGUCAAUAUCUGAGAGUGAACCCAGGUUUACCUAAGUUAAUAUUGGUAAUUGUGCACAUUGAAUGCAGUUCAGAUAUGGCAUUAUUUUAGUUUUCUUUCGUUCAUUUGUUUUUAUCCCUUUUGACUCAUGAACCUCUCAAAUCAAACAACCAGUCAGGUCAUUGUUCUGUCAUCAUGUUUUUACAUUCCCAAAACUACACUAAUUUGAUACCUUGUUUCGUUUACCUUUUGUUUUUGACCACAAUCACAUUGCAACUGCAGGGCAGUUCACCACGUCUCUAAUUUAUUAACCCCCAGACCUAGAGGAGGGUACUUGAAUACGACAAAGGUGUCCACUGACACACUGUGCAUGUAAACAAACUAUUCAACUUCAUACGACAGCGUUUCUCAACCCCAUUGGUCUAUAGUCCGGCACUAGGUCAUGGAAUAUUGCUUCCUUAGUGCAACUGUACUUUAUCUAAAGGCUAUUAAAAACAUGGUGAAAUCUGAGGGAUUAUUCUACGAACCAACAGCGAUUCAAUCAAGUCCCCAAAGGAGGAAGAACUACAGCAUGCCAGUCCUUGGUACAGACAAAGGUUGAGGAACACUAUUAGAAACGUUUUACACCUGGUACCUUUCAGGAUUUUUCUACUUAGAUUUUUCUACUCUCUUUGUAUAAUGUACUUCAUUCGAUUAUGUACUAUAAUACCAUUGAGUUACUAUAUUCCUUUGAUAUCUUGUAGCACUGCUGAAAGCGGGAGGAUGAUGAUGAUGAUGAUUAAGAGGUGCAUACAUUUACUUUGUUUUUAUUGGUACAAUAGCACAAAUAAAACUACAAAGGCACCCAAGUGUAAUAUACAAGUUCUGCUUUUUGACAAUGAUGAAAGCCCUCCAUUUCAUUGACUGGAUUGAUGGCUUUUAUUAGUACAUCACCCCACUCAAGCAAUGACAUUCAGUAGUUAGAGGAGCAAGCAACAACAUUAUAUACAACUCAUUAUUAUGUCGUUUUUUUUAUCUCUUUGCUUCACAAUGACCAUUAGGACCUUUGUGGAGUGGUGUUCUGAGAGAAAAAAAACUCUGAGAUGCUAAAUGUUAACCAUUGUUUUACAUGUUAACCAUUGUUUUUCAUGUAUUAAUGGGAGUACUGAAACAAGUAUGGAAAGACAUGAAUGUGUUCAAUGUUUUUUUUUUAACAGUAUUAAUAAAGGUUGACUUCCAAGCUUUUA
This is a messenger RNA of Oncorhynchus gorbuscha (pink salmon), 4756 nucleotides long. Its product is annotated as anthrax toxin receptor 1-like. The transcript is spliced from 18 exons. Gene Ontology annotation, cellular component: membrane. The coding region runs from base 588 to 2282 and encodes 564 amino acids. Gene Ontology annotation, molecular function: signaling receptor activity. Lineage: Eukaryota; Metazoa; Chordata; Actinopteri; Salmoniformes; Salmonidae. The record is from RefSeq and is a predicted model, not a curated record.